AGUCCGUCGCUUUCUGAUGAACUCAUGGGCUGUGGAAUUGGCUACGGAGGGGCAUCUGGCUCCUGGAGGCUGCUUCUUGCGCCCUAAACUCGCUUCUUAGGUGGACUGACUGUUGGACGGAUUUGUCUGCCACGCGUGCACAUUCUGAGUACAGGAAAGUGAAUUAGUUCUCAAUAAUGGGAAGAACCUAUAUUGUAGAAGAGAGUGUUGGCCAGUAUCUUUCAAACGUCAAUCUCCAAGGAAAGGAUUUUGUCUCUGGUCUUUUAAUAGGGCAGUGUUCUUCACAAAAGGAUUAUGUGAUUCUUGCUGCUAGAACACCACCCAACGAGGAACAAAAUGAGAACCUCAAACAUCCUAAAGCUAAGUUGGAUAACUUGGAUGAAGAAUGGGCCACAGUACAUGCCAACCAGGUAUCCAGAAUGCUACCAGGGGGUCUUUUAGUUCUUGGAGUGUUUAUCAUCACAACUUUAGAAAUGGCAAAUGAUUUUCAAAAUGCCCUGCGUAGGCUAGUAUUUGCUGUGGAAAAAUCUAUGAAUAAAAAGAGACUGUGGAAUUUCACAGAGGAGGAGGUCUCAGAACGAGUGACACUUCACAUUUGCUCUUCGACAAAAAAAAUAUUUUGUCGAACAUACGAUAUCCAUGAUCCAAAGAGUUCAGCAAAACCAGCAGAUUGGAAGUAUCAAAAUGGACUAUCAGCUUCAUGGCUUUCUUUAGAAUGUACUGUUCAUAUUAAUAUUCACAUUCCACUGUCUGCUACUUCUGUCAGCUAUACUCUGGAGAAAAAUACAAAGAAUGGACUUGCACGCUGGGCCAAGCAAAUAGAAAACGGUGUUUAUUUGAUUAACGGACAAGUUAAAGAUGAGGAUUGUGACCUAUUAGAAGGACAGAAAAAAUCUUCUAGAGGAAAUGCUCAAGCAACUAAUCAUUCUUUUGAUGUCAGAGUGCUAACACAGUUGCUUCUGAAUUCAGACCACAGAUCCACAGCCACAGUCCAGAUCUGCAGCGGCUCUGUAAACCUUAAGGGUGCUGUGAAAUGCAGAGCUUAUCUUCAUAGCAAUAAACCCAAGGUUAAAGAUGCUGUGCAGGCAGUGAAGAGAGAUAUAUUGAAUACAGUUGCGGACCGUUGUGAAAUGCUGUUUGAGGAUCUGCUUCUGAAUGAAAUUCCAGAAAAAAAAGAUUCUGAAAAAGAGUUCCACAUCCUCCCUCACCGAGUUUUUGUCCCCGUUCCGGGAUCCACUGUAAUGUUAUGUGAUUAUAAAUUUGGCGAUGAAUCAGCUGAAGAAAUCAGAGCCCAUUUUAUAGAAAUGUUAGAUCAUAUGAUUCAAAUAGAAGAUUUGGAAAUUGCAGAGGAAAUAAACACAGCUUGUUUGAGUUCCUCUGUGAAUACUGAAGCUUCACUGGACGGCACAGAUGAUGAACAACCAAAACAACCAAUUAAAACUACAAUAUUAGUGAAAAUUCAGCACAACAUAGGUAUGGUUGCAGCAUUUGCAGUGGCAGUCCUUGCUGCGGGUAUCUCCUUUCAUUACUUCAGUGAUUAGGGUGAGACACAGAGAGCGUCCUGAUCAUCCAGAGAACCCUGACCAACAAUUAUGAAUAAUAAAGAUGCAAACAAUCCAUCUGCAUUUAAGACAACAGCAGCCAGAUCUGCUGCCAUAAUGCCUGUUAGGUGUGUUUCUGACUAAAGUGAAAUCACCAGCUGCCUUGUGUUUAUAUCAUAGAUGGCUCAGGCUUCCAAAAAUAAAGUUAUGCGUCUAGA
Equus quagga is the source of this 1759-nucleotide messenger RNA. It is a transcript of the gene ODR4, whose product is annotated as odr-4 GPCR localization factor homolog. The transcript has 14 exons. The record is from RefSeq and is a predicted model, not a curated record. Gene Ontology annotation, cellular component: endomembrane system. NCBI's taxonomy places the organism in Eukaryota, Metazoa, Chordata, Mammalia, Perissodactyla, Equidae. The coding region runs from base 177 to 1541 and encodes 454 amino acids. Gene Ontology annotation, biological process: intracellular protein localization.